Cimex lectularius (bed bug) is the source of this 729-nucleotide messenger RNA. RefSeq names its product larval cuticle protein A3A-like. Gene Ontology annotation, cellular component: extracellular matrix. The coding region runs from base 70 to 651 and encodes 193 amino acids. NCBI's taxonomy places the organism in Eukaryota, Metazoa, Arthropoda, Insecta, Hemiptera, Cimicidae. The transcript has 2 exons. The record is from RefSeq and is a predicted model, not a curated record.
GUAACAGGUAUAUAAACGCGUUUGAAACAACAUCAGAAGGAUUGGACCACGGUACAACACACAUCCAACAUGUACAAGUACAUUGCUCUCGUAUCGCUUUUUGCUGCCGUCCAGGGUGGAGUCGUCGCUCCAGGUCCUGUCGCCUACGGCGCCGCCCCUUUCGGCUAUGGCGCCCCCGUCGCUAAAGUCGCCGCUCCAUUCGGCUACGGUGCCCCGGUAGCUAAAGUCGCCGCCCCUUUCGGCUACGGUGCCCCAGUUGCCAAAGUUGCCGCCCCCGUCGCCUACGCCGCCCACGUCGACGACUACGACCCCAACCCCCAGUACAGCUACGCCUACGACGUCCAGGACGCCCUCACCGGUGACUCCAAGACCCAGCACGAAAGCAGGUCCGGAGACGUCGUCCAAGGCAGCUACAGUCUCACCGACUCCGACGGAACCAGGAGGACGGUCGAAUACACCGCCGACCCCGUCAACGGAUUCAACGCCGUCGUCCACAAAGAGCCACUCGUCGCCAAGGUUGCCGCCCCCGUUGUCGCUAAAGUAGCCGCACCUGUCGCCUACGCCGCCCCCGUCGCUAAAGUCGCCGCUCCUUUCGGAUACGGCGCACCCGUAGCCAAAGUAGCAUCUCCUUACGGAUAUGCUCACUACUAAAUGCAAAGCUGACCGAUGCUACUAUUGUACAUACCUCAUACGCUUAGAUAUUACGUUAAAUAUAUUUUUUAUCGAUCA